AUGCAGGCCAUCGAGCAGAGCGGACCAGAGGAGGCAAGACCAGAGGAGCCAAGACCAGAGGAGCCGAUACCAGUGGAACAGAGAGCAGAGGGGGCAAGAGCAGAGGAGGUGAGACCAGAGGAGGCCAAGACCAGAGGAGGUGAGAGCGGAGGAGGCGAGACCAGAGGAGACGAGACCAGAGGAGGCCAAGACCAGAGGAGACCAGAGGAGGUGAGAGCAGAGGAGGCCAAGACCAGAGGAGGUGAGAGCGGAGGAGGCGAGACCAGAGGAGACGAGACCAGAGGAGGCGAGACCAGAGGAGGCGAGACCAGAGGAGGCGAGACCAGAGGAGGCGAGACCAGAGGAGGCGAGACCAGAGGAGGCGAGACCAGAGGAGCCGAGACCAGCGGAGCCGAGACCAGCGGAUCCGAGACCAGAGGAGCAGGACCAGAGGAGGCGAGACCAGAGGAGGCGAGACCAGAGGAGGCGAGACCAGAGGAACCGAGACCAGAGGAGCCAAGACCAGAGGAGCCGAGACCAGAGGAGGCGAGACCAGAGGAGGCGAGACCAGAGGAGGCGAGACCAGAGGAGGCGAGACCAGAGGAGGCGAGACCAGAGGAGGAGAGACCAGAAGAGCUGAGAUCAGAAGAGCAGAGACCAGAAGAGCCAAGACCAGAAGAGCAGAGACCAGAAGAGCCGAGACCAGAAGAGCCGAGACCAGAAGACUAUAGCAUCCAGCACCAGAGAUUAGAGGUCCCGGAACAGAAAAGAUGA
Messenger RNA from Knipowitschia caucasica, 753 nucleotides. The record is from the annotation of a GenBank genome assembly. Lineage: Eukaryota; Metazoa; Chordata; Actinopteri; Gobiiformes; Gobiidae.